AAAAUAUAUCGAAGUGUACUAUUUACAAUAACUGAUUCUACAACAAUGUUUAUUUGCUUUAUUAUUUUUUUAUUUAUUUGGGAAUAUUUACUUCUUACAAAUAAAGAAUUAAAUAGUAAUGAAGUUAGAAAUAAUAAUGACAAUGAAGGAAAUUUAAAAAAUGAAAGGAACCGACUUAAAUUAAUACAGAUAAUAAUUGGUUAUGGCACUUGCACACUUCUCGUUUAUGGAGGGCAUUCAUUCUUUAAUGCUGAAAAUAAUGGAUUUGCUAAUUCUCUUAAUUUUGGCAUAUUUAUAAUUAACGUUGUUGCCCUUUUCUGUAAAUUUCUUUUUGUUAGAAUUUAAAAUUUUUUUAAAGUUUUGAAUCUUUUAAAUGCCAUAAUUAAUCGAAUGGAACGUAUUUGUUCAGUUAUUGGGGUUAUUUUGUUCAUUAUUGCUUUUGGAAUAAUUACUUGGCAUUUAAUUAAAUAUGAAGUUGGCCGUAAUUAUGUUAUAAUUUUAAAGGCCUUAAUUGGAAUUCAAAUGACUGCUUUCAUUUGGGAUUACCAAAUUCUUGGGCACGCUUUUUAA
Meloidogyne enterolobii is the source of this 570-nucleotide messenger RNA. The record is from the annotation of a GenBank genome assembly. NCBI's taxonomy places the organism in Eukaryota, Metazoa, Nematoda, Chromadorea, Rhabditida, Meloidogynidae.